This is a messenger RNA of Acipenser ruthenus (sterlet), 532 nucleotides long. Its product is annotated as cytochrome c oxidase subunit 6A, mitochondrial-like. Gene Ontology annotation, molecular function: enzyme regulator activity. The record is from RefSeq and is a predicted model, not a curated record. Bases 52 to 384 code for a protein of 110 amino acids. The transcript is spliced from 3 exons. Gene Ontology annotation, biological process: mitochondrial electron transport, cytochrome c to oxygen. NCBI's taxonomy places the organism in Eukaryota, Metazoa, Chordata, Actinopteri, Acipenseriformes, Acipenseridae. Gene Ontology annotation, cellular component: mitochondrial inner membrane.
GCAAGCUUCUUCCGUUUCCUGUCCCUGAUCAUUCACACCAGAGACUCCAAGAUGGCGGCAGCAGGGCGACUCUUACAACCUCUUCUGCGGACUUUCAGCGCCCAGACCCGGCAGCUCUCAGCCGCCGCGCACGGCGAGCCACACCAGGCUGCGCGCACAUGGAAGAUCCUGUCCUUCGUGGUGGCUCUGCCAGCGGUGGGGGUCUGCAUGCUCAACACUUACCUGAAGAUGCAGCAUCACUCCCACGACCGGCCGGAGUUUAUCGCCUACCCACACCUGCAGAUUCGCAGCAAGCCCUUCCCCUGGGGCGACGGGAACCACAGCUUGUUCCAUAACUCUCAUGUGAACGCUCUCCCCACUGGCUACGAGGGUGGGGAGCACUAAGCUGGACCGGGUCCACAACCACUGGGACCAGCACUUGAGAGCAGCGCAUCACGCCUCCUCUCUAUUUAACCUUGCAGCCCUAACAUGUUUACCUCUGUUACUGUUUGAGAGGGACACAAUAAUAAAUAAAUAAAAUGCUACUGUAGAA